Anopheles maculipalpis is the source of this 1180-nucleotide messenger RNA. It is a transcript of the gene Rpn8, whose product is annotated as 26S proteasome non-ATPase regulatory subunit 7. The coding region runs from base 81 to 1106 and encodes 341 amino acids. NCBI's taxonomy places the organism in Eukaryota, Metazoa, Arthropoda, Insecta, Diptera, Culicidae. Gene Ontology annotation, biological process: proteasome-mediated ubiquitin-dependent protein catabolic process. The transcript has 2 exons. Gene Ontology annotation, molecular function: protein binding; metallopeptidase activity. The record is from RefSeq and is a predicted model, not a curated record. Gene Ontology annotation, cellular component: proteasome complex; proteasome regulatory particle.
AGAAUCAUUCGAUUCUGGCACUGUUUGUUGUAUUAAAAUCGUACCUUUGUUGCUUCAAAAGAUCGUAACAUUCAAGCAAAAUGCCCUCGGAACUCAGCACGACCAAGGUAAUCGUCCAUCCGCUGGUGCUGCUCAGCGUGGUGGACCACUUUAACCGGAUGGGCAAGAUCGGUAACCAGAAGCGCGUUGUCGGUGUGUUGCUCGGUUGCUGGCGUGCGAAAGGUGUUUUGGACGUGUCCAACAGCUUUGCAGUUCCUUUCGAUGAGGACGACAAAGACAAAUCGGUCUGGUUCCUCGACCAUGACUACCUGGAGAACAUGUACGGUAUGUUUAAGAAGGUGAACGCUCGCGAACGUGUCGUUGGCUGGUACCACACCGGGCCUAAACUCUGCCAAAACGAUAUCGCCAUCAAUGAGCUGAUCAGACGCUACUGUCCCAACUCGGUGCUGGUCAUCAUCGAUGCGAAGCCGAAAGAUUUGGGACUACCAACGGAAGCAUACAUUGCGGUAGAGGAGGUGCACGACGAUGGUUCGCCCACGUCCAAAACGUUCGAACACGUACCGAGCGAGAUUGGAGCCGAAGAGGCGGAGGAGGUCGGUGUCGAACAUUUGCUGCGUGACAUCAAGGAUACGACGGUAGGCAGUCUGUCGCAAAAGAUCACGAACCAGCUGCUGGGUUUGAAGGGCUUGAAUGCACAGCUGCGCGACAUUAAACACUAUCUACUGAAGGUUGGCAAUGGGCAGCUACCGAUAAACCAUCAGAUCGUGUACCAGCUGCAGGAUAUACUGAAUCUCCUACCGGACAUUGCGCAGGAAAACUUUACCGAUACGCUGUACGUGAAGACGAACGAUCAGAUGCUGGUGGUGUAUCUCGCAUCGUUGGUACGCUCCAUCAUUGCGCUGCACAAUCUGAUCAACAAUAAGCUCACGAAUCGUGACGCUGAGGAGGGUAAAAAGAGCGACGACGCAAAGGACAAGAAGGCGCAAGAAGGCAAGGAAGGUGCCGGUGCCGGUGAGAAGGACACCAAGAGCAAGAAGGAAACCGAGAAGGAGGGCAAAAAGGAAGACUCGAAAGCUGAGAAGGGGAAGGAUGAGAAGAAAAAGUAAUACCGAUAAAUGAUGAUGAAUAGGGUUUAUAUUUUCUUGUUUAAGGAGUGCUAAAACAUUUUUUUGGUAACACA